UACUCCUCAUCAACUUUAACUUGGGUGUUGUGUUGGUUUAAAAGUUGUUUAAAUGAGGCUUCAUGGCAUAUUGUAUUAAAACGAACGGAUUUUCAAUAAGUGAUCACGCACUCAACAUGUGAACUCUUAAUCCUAAUCGCCUCACGAUUACCAUUCGUGCCAGCUAUGAUCUUACAGCCAGCCAACAACUAAUAAUAUAUUUCCCCACCACUGGCAAGCUUGUGUGUGACACGGUGACUAAAGCAUUUCGUGGUGGAUUUUUUAACAACCAUAGUAGAAUUUAUAUACUCUCCCCUUUCAGUAUCUGUUCAAUUGUACUCGCGUAAAACCAACCUUCUACCUCAGUGUACAUGUUAAUGUGUGAACAUUUCGGAGAAAUAAGCAAAUUUAUCGAUCGAUCGACAAUUAUUUCGUACCACGAGGUCAAGGACAAUUUGAGCCAGAUAUAUACCUCCGUUGCUACAAUUGUCCGAUUAGCACUAUUGAUAAAUGCCAAUCUACGCUGGCAUAUUAAACUAAUUCACAAUAUUCAAAAUUGUUUUAUGCAUCACGGGAUCUACUAACUGUAGGACAGGAGCAUCGGAAAUGUGUAAAGUGAUCGUCUCGCCGUCUAGCUCGCUCAUUCUCCUGAUUUAACAAACCGUCAUCAUGGCACCACCAGCGUAUUGCAGACUAGUGACAGAAAAUAUUUCGCGCAGAGAGACAUCCGGGAAAGGCCGAUUUGGUAAGAGACCAUUGUCAUUCGCAGUUGACCAGAACGGCUACUCCAACGACAGUACUUCAAAUUCAAGCGAUUCGGGGAUUGAUUUCAAUUCGUACGAAUCUCAAUUAAGUUGGUGCAGCGAAGACGCUCAUCUCGGGAGAUCGUCAUCCAUCUCAAAUCUAUCGUCUGCCAGCAACAGCCUUCCUCCCCAGUUUGUGAACCCUUACGCCAAAAAGGAAUUGGUAUUGAAGACGGAAACCAAAUUGGAACCAAUAAACAACUUGGGCAACGAGGGAUCCAUCGUAAAUCUACUCGACAUCAGUAACACUGCUCGUUUGCUGAUGCCAGAGAAAGCUCAGAUCGUGCCGCAAAGCAUGAGAAUGUCUCCAGAUUCUUCUGACCAAGUUGUCAACAUGGUGACGCAAAGUCCACUCCUGGGCCUGGGGUCCCACUCGCCCAACAGCAACUCGCCCACCUCUUCCACACUUUCUCCACCCAUAAAGCGACCGCGAUUCAGCUACCUUCCACAACCCAACUGUGGGAAGGGAACUGGACUAAAACUCCGAAAUCAGAAUCAAGCCAAUCGUGGAAGCAUUGGGAAACGUCUCCCACCAGGAACGACUCCCACGCUGUCCUCCGCCCUGUCCUCUGUUUCCAGAGAUGGUCGAGUCCAACUACAAAUCGUUUCCCAACCCGAAGAACAGCAUCGCGCUCGAUACCAAACUGAAGGUUCCCGUGGUGCAAUCAAGGAUCGUAAAGGAAAUGGGUUUCCUACUGUUAAACUUGUGGGAUACGAUAAACCUGCAACACUUCAAAUAUUCAUUGGCACAGAUCAAGGGAAGCUCAGUCCUCACAUGUUUUAUCAAGCUUGCAAAGUUACGGGGAAAAGUUCUACACCAUGCAUAGAAAAGAAAGUUGAAGGCACCAUCGUCAUUGAAAUUGAGUUUGAACCAUCGAAAGAUAUGGUGAUAAGUUGUGACUGCGUAGGAAUUUUAAAAGAACGCAAUGUGGACGUUGAACAACGGUUUCCUUUUCAUCAUGCAGCACAAAGCAGAAAGAAAUCAACAAAAUGCAGAAUGGUUUACAGGACCACGAUCAUCAAUGCACAGGGAAUGGAGGAAACGUUACAGUUGUCCUCGAGUCCCAUUCUUUGUACCCAACCACCUGGACAUCCUGAGAUCUGUAAGCAGUCGACACAAGAGAGUGCAGCCAAAGGAGGCAACGAGCUGUUUGUUAUCGGAAAGAACUUUCUGAAGGAUACCAGGAUUUACUUUCAAGAGGAAGAUUCAGACGAACGGAUUCUGUGGGAGGUCAUGUCGGAACCGUUGAAAGAUUAUUUGCAACAGAACCAUUUGAUUUGCGUAAUUCCUCCAUACAAGAAUCAACACAUUACGAGCCCAUUGGAAUGCAAAGUGACGAUAGUCUCUGGGGGCAAGCAAAGCGAACCACACCGCUUCACGUACUUACCAAAUAUGCCGGCGACUGCACGCUACGGAAACUUGACCUCUUCUGCAGUUCCUUCGAAUCAAUCAAACUCUGUCUUAGGGCAGGAUCCUAUGGGUCAGCCUAUUUCACAUAACCAGAUGCCGAUGUCGAUAAACAUUCAGAACGUUGGGUCAUUGGGAACCACCACAAAUGAGGAUUGCAGCAGUUUGAGUCAUCCUUUAAGUCAAGUUGACGUCUCACAGGCAUCAUUACCAAUUCCAACAUCGCCAACGAGAACAACCGUACCGACUUCCUCAUUUCGAGAAAGCAUCCAUUCCGCGCAAGCUGCCCAAGAGCGACAAGUUGUCAACGAGUUGCAAUGCAUUUUAGAUCAAAGUGUGAGCCAACACAGAACGGAGCAAAAUUCCGUGUCUGAGAUGCACAAUUUAAUAUCCAUCAAAUCCGAAAUUAUGCAACAGGAUUUCAGUUCGAUUAAUCAGCAGCAGCAACACGCCAUGUCCAUGUCUGCGACGGUUCCUUUAGAUCUGCAAUUCCCAUCUGCUGUUACUGUAGAAUCCAGCACCAGUACCAACAGCAAUAUGGUUCAAUCGCAAAUGAGUUUCAGUGGCCAACAACAAGGUGUCAAUACUGCAUCUCAAUUUUCUCCGACAACAACUUCGUUGAGCUGUAUAACACCAACAACAGCCAUCCCGAUGCUAACGCGUCAAGGCAGUGUCGAAUUGGUGAAUGUGGAGCACCAAAUUCUUUCUGAAUUGUUGCCCGGUCAAGUAACAAUGACCUCAGUCCCUCAGACCAACUCAAACAGCGCAAUCACAGUGACUUGCCAAAGUCUAGGGAGUUCGAUGUCGGUGGCCUCAAAUGACAUGUGUCAGGUGAGUGACAUUAUCAAAAUGGAGACUCAAAGCUCUCCAAUUGGCCCACAAUUGAACGUCAUUCCAUUGAAUACGGUCGCGAGCGUUGCUUCCAGUCAGCCACCAUCGGCUGUGCCUACAGGAUUGGCACCACAAACCGGAUAUAUGGUUGGAGGAGGUAAUGGAGACUUUCAAGUACAUUCUGGCUCCAUUGCCAACGCGUUGACGCAGAUGAGUGAAAAUGAGUUGAUAAACUACAUCAAUCCUAGUUGCUUUGAACAGCCAAUGCUGUAAAUUUGUAAACCAUACCACCUUUACUACUUCAAUACUUGCUUAUAAAUAUUUUGCAGAUUUUUCAAUAGUUAAAAAUAUAAAUUUAUUAUAAAUUGUACAGAACCUUGUACAGUGUAAUUGACAAGAACACUUUUUUUUGCUGGCACGCAUUUUUGUAGUUUCACUAUUGUUCUGUUGAGGUGAUAUUUGUACCUAAAAUUGUGAAUAAUCCUUUGUAAUUUAACGAUGUAAAUAUUGAAUUACGCAUAUUACUCUCGAACCUUGUACAAAUUUAUAUGUAACAUAUGAGACUGUGUUCAGUUAGCCAAUCUCUGUUUUUGCAACAGUUGCAGCUUGAGUUUUAGUCUGUUUAUUAUUAAACACAGUCAAAUAUAGUAGAAAUAGGUAGCAUAGUAUAUAAAUUUGGAGUUUGUCUCUAAUUUUCAUGCACAUAUUUUGCAUAUGUAGGUAACUUAUGUGAGUUGUAAGUAAUUCUAUCGUGGGUAAUCUAAUCACUGCUCGAAGUUUUUUGUUUUGCAGCAUUUAGCAUAAGAAAUGUGUGUUGAUAUAGAACAAAUUAGAUAUUUCAUAGUUUGUAGAACAUGCCUGUAGUUUAGGCUAUAAAGUUUUUACUGAUAAAUCUUUUCAAUAAAGUCAGAAAUAUUUAGUUAUCUAGUAUCUGUAUUUUUAUAGAGAAAGUGUAAUUAAUGAUCGGGUAAGAUCUUAUCCAGAGGGGUUGUCUACUCACUUAAUGCAAUUUUGAGUGUAUUUUUGUAUAUGCUAAGCUAUUUUACUUCAAGUUCAGAUAUCUUAAUUACUUUUACAUUAUCCUGCGAGAAAUUUAUGUGGUGCUUGCUAAAAUUGUUGUGUUUAUGAAUGGUGCUUGUGUAAGACGUCAAAAAACGAUGUGGUUAAUGAUAUUUCAUUAAAGAUUUUAAAUGCAGAAAGUAUAAUUCAAAAUAUGUUAUUUAUGUGUUUUUUAAUAAAAUUAAUGAAAACGUGUCAAUAAAAAUAUAGUAAGAAAUC
Molecule: messenger RNA, 4299 nt
Organism: Folsomia candida
Lineage: Eukaryota; Metazoa; Arthropoda; Collembola; Entomobryomorpha; Isotomidae
Gene: NFAT
Product: nuclear factor of activated T-cells 5
Exons: 16
Coding region: 649-3294 (881 amino acids)
Biological process (GO): regulation of transcription by RNA polymerase II
Cellular component (GO): transcription regulator complex
Molecular function (GO): RNA polymerase II cis-regulatory region sequence-specific DNA binding; DNA-binding transcription factor activity, RNA polymerase II-specific; transcription factor binding
Source: RefSeq, a predicted model, not a curated record